AGUUCUGUGCGAGACGUUGUUCGAUGCGGUCGAUGUAGCGGCUAAAAAAAAACUAAAUAAAUAAAUAUAAACAAAUACAAAAAUACACAGAUACACGUUCACACAGCGAUUGAGAUACAGCUUAGAGAAAUAAAGUAGCGGCAAACAUAAUACAAAAAAUAUUAACGCGCGUCGUUUGAAGUGCAAUUUGCAAUUGCAACGGCUGAUUGUGCACCGUCGAUAGGCAUUAAGUGUUAAUGGCAUGCCAUAAUAAAUACAUAUUUAAUUUACGCCAACUGGAUCUGUCGAUCUAUGGAUCUAUGCAUUUUUAACAUCAUCCAUCGACCGAACGUGAUUCCAUCAAAUUUGGCGCGUGUGCUCUUGACUUUGUUUCUCGUUCGAUCUGCUGCAGCUGACAUUUGAUCUUUGGAAAGAUCAACCGAUCCGUCGGCGAUCAACGAUCAACGAUCAUCGAUCAUCGAUCGGCGAUUGAUCAGCGUGUCGCAGUUAGUUGUAAACAGUUCGAUGUGUGUUUAGAAUAACGACAGAACUAACCACAUGGAAUGCGAUUAACAACCCCACCUACGAUCAGAGCAGCAAUUUGUUUGUCAACUUUAAGACGAAGCCAAAAAAAAAACAACAAUUAAGUUCGCCAAUCGAUUGGGUAACUGGAGACAACUCAAAUAAACAAAUAAAAGGUGACAGCGAAAUGACGAAAAUGACGACAAAUUUGAAAGAUAUUCAACUCAUUACCCUCGCAAUAUUCUGUUUUACGCUAUUUCUGGGCUGUGAGUGUCAAAACGCCAUUGCGAAAACUUCCUUCUCUUGCACAGGACGACCAGCGGGCUACUAUGCCGACGUGGAGACGGGCUGUCAGGUCUACCAUAUGUGCGAUGGCCUGGGUCGCCAGUUCAGCUAUACCUGUCCCAAUACGACGCUCUUCCAGCAGCGCAUGCUCAUCUGCGAUCACUGGUACAUGGUCAACUGCUCCAAGGCUGAGAGCAACUAUGCGGCCAAUCUUCUAAUUGGCCAGCGGGACAAACCCUUUGUGAACGAUGAGGAGAACAGUUUGCGCACACCUCGUCCCGAUCUGCUGGAUCGUCCCUAUGCGCCCGACUACUCCGGCGAAUCCUUCAGAAGCCAGUACAAGCAAUUGACGCCGAGCCAAAAUCAAAUACGCGACGAUUCCACAAAGACCGCUGUCAAAUUUGAUACUCAGUUCGCACAAAAUGGUCAAACUCGCUGGCGGAUUCCACCGCCCAGUCGCACAAUCCUGCCGCCGGCGUAUGAGCCGCAGAUUGAACUGGUGGUUAGCAGCACUGCCAGACCAAGAGCAAGCAGCAGCAGCAUUGCCACCACCCGCCAAAGCACUAGCACCACUCGUAGGAGCACCACAACUUCGACCACAACCACCACUCGCAGGCCCAUCUUCACAGCGCCUGUGGUGGCGAAACGCACCGAGGCACUGCAUCAGCGCAUCACGGAACUGGACACGGAUGAUUUGGGCACCAGUCACAGCACACGCUACAAUACCUCGGCGGAUUUCAAUUCAGCUGAGCUGCCAGCGGCACAGUACAAAAAUAUCACCACAAAGCUGGUCAAGUUUGUGAAGACUCCAUCGAAAAUCUAUGAGCCACCAUUCGUCUAUCCCAUUUACAAUCAGGAUGAUGGACAACAACAGCAACAGCAGCAGCAGCAAGCAGCAGAUGCAUUGCGCACCUCUUCAGCGGCGCCCUUCAGCACCGCUCCGACUAAGUUUCGCUUCACUGCAUCAUCAUCAUCAUCAGCAGCAGCAGUAGCACCAGCAGCAGCUGCUCGACCAAGCACCACAGUGCGACCAUUGAGUCGACCCACCACAUUUGCCGGACUACCUUUCUCCCAUUCCACGCUGGCCACCACAGCGAGCACCAAUUAUAGACCUGCUCCCGCUGCCGCUCCCAUUACAACUAAGAUCGAGCAUCGCACGCCGACGCCAGCGCAGAGUUUCCGUUUGACCACGCCCACAACGACAGCGCCACCAAGAGUACAAUCGAAGGCGGAGCUGCCGUUUAAUGAUCUGCUGCCACCGUUUGUGGACUUUGUGCCACACGAUAUAGCCACCACACAAGGUCCGCCCAUUUACUACGAGUGGAAGGUGCCAGCUAAUGGCUUGGAGCCACCCAAACUGGAUCCGCCCAUUGGGGUGGAUGGACGUGAAUAUCCCGAGACGACCGGCAACUAUGCCAGCAAACAGGACAACUACAAUAGCAAACUGAAUGACAUUGCCAGUCACAGUGGAGCAGCUGUGAUCAGCAAGCGGCUGCCCACCUCCAGAUCGAUCAAGCCCAAUGAGCUGGCCGUGGGGGGCAACGAGAAGGCACAACGUCGCUCCGAUGUGGUCGCCAGCCCCAGUACCAUUGCCCACACAACGGAUAUAACACAGCUGCGCAAACAGUUGCUCAUACCGGAAUAUGCGUUUCCGUUGGAGGCAAUCGGACGGACUGGCUAUGCACCGGGCUCAAGUGCUGCUGGGGAUCUAUACAACUCCUUUCAGCUAAAGAUACCCGAACGUCGCUCCAGCAGCAGUCGUUCCACUGGGAGCAGCAGCGGCAGCAGCAGCUCCUCAAGCAACAUCCGAUGGUUUGGCGAGAAUCCCAAGUGCCCCGAGUGCCAUCCAUCGUUUGUGCUACCCGGCACCUGCGAGCCCUGUCUGCGUCGAUAAGUUUUAAGUCUCUCAGUUCCAUUGAAGCAAACUACGCAAACUAGUAUUAGAUGACAUACAUAUACAUACAUACAUACAUACAUACAUACAUACAUACAUACUUACUUACUACAUACAUACAUAAAUACAUAUGUAUAUACAUGUGUGUAUAUCCCCCUGUCCAUAGCAUCGUGCAUUUCAUGCAUU
Messenger RNA from Drosophila grimshawi, 2866 nucleotides. RefSeq lists its product as uncharacterized. Gene Ontology annotation, molecular function: chitin binding. Bases 689 to 2680 code for a protein of 663 amino acids. Gene Ontology annotation, cellular component: extracellular region. The record is from RefSeq and is a predicted model, not a curated record. NCBI's taxonomy places the organism in Eukaryota, Metazoa, Arthropoda, Insecta, Diptera, Drosophilidae. The transcript has 6 exons.